This is a messenger RNA of Histoplasma mississippiense, 4467 nucleotides long. RefSeq lists its product with no specific name. NCBI's taxonomy places the organism in Eukaryota, Fungi, Ascomycota, Eurotiomycetes, Onygenales, Ajellomycetaceae. Gene Ontology annotation, cellular component: membrane. The record is from RefSeq and is a predicted model, not a curated record. Bases 1 to 4467 code for a protein of 1488 amino acids. The transcript is spliced from 5 exons. Gene Ontology annotation, biological process: fermentation.
AUGUUUGGCCCUGAUAUCCUCGUUGAACUCAUUGUUUGUGGCAUUCUUACUCUUUUCUUCCUAUUUUACUUCAAUAGGCUCUUUGCUACCAUUGUUUCGUAUCCCAUCCGAGCCUAUACCUGGCAUUACUACGGGGUUUAUAUCGAUAUCCAUGCGCUUCAAAUUUCCCUACUCGGCGGAAGGAUAUUUUUCAAAGGAUUUCGCUAUCACGGAGAGAAUGAGACGAUAUUGGUACAAUCAGGUUACCUGACAUGGAAGUAUUGGCUUCGGUCCGUACGUAAGGUUGGUUUGGCUCGAAAUCACGAAGACGGUCCGGAAUUCUCGAGAGAGCAGGUGGGAGAGUCUGAUUCGGAUGAAAGCACGCAAAGCCCAAACCCCAGCACCAGCCAGCAGGGUGGGGCCACUAAGAGAAAUCGCCUGCCUUGUCGGUUGGAAUUGACAAUCCAGGGUCUCGAGUGGUUUGUUUAUAACAGGAGUGCUGCCUACGAUACUAUCCUCUCUGGAUUUGGAUAUACUCCGAGAAGGGAACCUGAUGGUAGCGACAAUGGCCGAAGUGAUCAUGCUACUGGAAAGAAUAAUGAGAGAUCGGAAUCACGUAACUCAGCGCAAACAGGUAGUGGAUCAACUGAUAACAAGGAUUGUUCACAUUCCCCCUCUCGCAUUGAAUCGGCUACUUCACGUCCUAGCCAGUCUGAACCGUCAACUUUAGCCAAUCGCACUCGCAUCCGUUUAUUUCGUAAAGAAUCGAAUUCGGAAGAAGCUUUAGAUUCCUCUUCGGCGAGCUCAGCAAAAGACGCGUCACGUUCCAAACCGCUGGCUCUUCUUCCCCUGGAGUUGGUUUGCACUAAAGGAGCUAUGGUUAUUGGUAACGAAAACACAAAAACGUUUUUGACCGCAAAGUUUGAAAGUGCUUGUGGGCACAUUGAUGCUAGCAGCUCUGGCCCGCUAGACAUGUUCAGACAUGUAUUUGAAUUUCGCCUAUGCCACCCUGUAGUUCAAAUGAAACCCAAUCCAGACUUUAAACAAUCUCAGCAAGCUACUGCCAGCGGGCUACGAGCAGCGAAAGGAGACCAAGAAAGAGGGAGAAACCCAAGGGACCUUCAUUCGAGAUAUCAACACCACAGACGCAGAAUAUGGCACAAUGUUCGUGACCUGAUCCCAUAUUUCCAGACUUCAGUCGAGUCAAACCACACGGUAUUUUUCCCGAACCUUUACCGAGAUUCACAGCCAUCUCCACCCCUUGAACCCUAUACGCCUCGUCAAAGCACCAAGUUUAAAUUAACCAUCAACAUCGAGAAAGAUACUACCUUGCGGAUUCCAACCAGAGAAGCGUCCAAAGAUUGGUUGUGGAAAGAUCGGGCUGAUGCUGUUGGGGGACUUUCCAAAUCGCAACACCGGAAAGACAAAAAACAUCCACGAAAUAAGGACGCCGAAAAAAGUACCCAUGGCCCCGAUAUUAGGCCCUUUGGUUGGUUUGCCAUCCGGAUAGCGGCAAAUUCCACAAUUCGAUAUUCAAUGGACAUGGUCGCUUCAAGUUCAGGGUACCAAAAUCAGUUGGACCUUCACCUGAGCGGGAGCAGGGUGACAUCUAGUGUAAACCAUGGUCUAUUGUGGACCACUGGGGUGCAGAAGAUUUCUUUCGACUUGUCGAAUCCAUUGGAGUGGAAUAUCCGGCGCUCCUGGUCCAUCAACAUUGACAGCGAAAACUUGGAACUUUUCUUAUUACGAGACCACAUUUUCCUUCUGAUAGACCUAGUGAAUGACUGGACUUCGGGACCUCCCCCUGACUUUUAUACAUUUGUGCCUUUCCGCUACAACAUUGACUUUUCCUUCACGAACUUCAAGCUCUUUUUGAACGUCAACGAUUCAAACAUAAUAAAUAACCCAUCCGAUACUAAUGACAACUCUUUCCUCGUCAUACACAGCGAGCGCCUGACCUCCCACGUCAAUAUCCCUGUCGAGAAAUAUAAACCAAAAAGCAAUGCUGUAGGAUUCGAUGUUAAUUUGUCAAAUGGAUCAAUCGAAUUGAUGACACCAUUGUGGAACACGCAGCGCGCCUUUCUCCACGAUAACUCCGUUGCGACGCUCAAAAGGAUGGGCUUAACAGUCGGUGUUUCGCCUAAGCUUUAUCUCUAUGGAUUUUUAAUACGGCACUUUUUAAAAAUAAAGGAGAACUACUUCGGCGAGUACCUUCAUUUCAAAACCUUGGAAGAAUAUCAAGGCUUACUCGCUACAACUCACACGCCGGAAGAGAGUGGUGGCAUGAAUCCUUCACCGAAAACAAACGAUCUUGACAUCUUUAUCCAGGUUCACGCAGACAAUGGCAGCAUUUUUCUACCCGCCCAUAUCUAUGACCGUACAAAUUGUGUGAGAAUAGACACUGUAACUUUUGAUACCGAUUUGAGGUUUACAAAUUAUUACAUGGACAUGGAAACAUCAUUUGGCCCGGCGGAAUUUGUUAUAGAUUCAGCCCAACCCGAUGGUUCCCAUUUUUCCUCAAGUACUCAGUUAUUUCUGGAUGGUUUAUCUAUCUACGGUCAUCGCCUUUUCGGGCUGCCUCCUACCGAACCAACUUAUGUUUGCAAUUGGGAUUUUCAAGUUGGAUACAUUGUCGGAGAAUGUACUCCUUCGUUUCUAAAAUAUGCUGCAUCAGCAGUAAAUUUUCUGGCAUUUUCUUUCGACGAUGAGGAGAAUGCACUACCCCCGCUCCACCCCAUCGAAAUCCACGAUGUGACGUUUGUGCGAGCCAGAGUGAAUCGUAUACGGACUUGGGUCCUAGUCGAGGAUUCCGCCAUAUUAUUCAACUGUGGAGUUAUCAACCUUGACUUCAAUGAUUGGGUGGACAUGAACUUUUCUUCGCGGCUUAACCUGAAUUUACCCGAUCUUAUUCUCGCUGUAGUAGAUCGAAACGCAGCUAUUCGACUGCGAGAGCCCUCGCGAGAGACGGUCAAGACCUAUGGAUAUUUCCAAACGUCACUAUUCUUCAGGAUGAUGGAACGCAAAUCGGACUUUUUCGUUUCCCGUGGUCUUCAACAAGAGCAUAUCCGCGUACAUGAUCAGCGGUCCAAUAGGACACCUUGGCUACUUCACAAUGUUGAAAAUACAUUAGCGCAGCUUUCUCUAAAUACUGCCAACCAUAAGGUCAGCCCACCCGCCAUGCCUGUACCGCUUAUGCCUGAACCGAUUCACUCGAUUCCUAAAUAUUACGAAGACUCCUCCAUUUCGUCAUCCCCAUUUCCGUAUAUAUCGAGUGGAAAAAGCUCGAUACGGUCUUCUCGAUCUUCUGGAUCGAAGCGGGGAAACUUCCCAAACUCUAGCCGCGUGCCGCCCUACGGCUCUGAUGUUACGGAUGCUACGGUUGCCUCUAGACGCCAAACCACUCACGGCUUCGAUGGAGCACGGGGACCGAACAACAUAUUAAGCCCCACUAACAGUAUAUCCAGCCCAUGGGCCAUUCCGAACUUCCAUUUCAAUGGGAUAGAACCUGAUAUUGGCGGCGUUCCCACGUUUCCCAACUCGGACGAUAUGCCAGAACGGAGCGAGUGGGACCUGGGCAGUAAUAUCACACUUGAUUCUGGAUCAAAAUAUGAAAAUGCUACCCAGAUCUUUUUCCACUAUGAAUUUAAAUGUGGUCUACGUGGCUUGGGCUCCCCAGAAGCUCUUUCCGCUAUAUCUUCGCUUUUCGAUGAACUACAGCCAGCGCAUCCAGUUGAUAUCAUUGACAACCUCCAGGCCGGUGUCAUUUCAAGAAUUUUAGCGCAUGAAAAAGCAAUUGCAGGUCCCAAGAAAAUAUCCAACUUUUCGCUCAUUUUCCCCCGCUUGCAUAUUCGAUUUAUCAAUUCAUCUAAGUCAAUGGAUGCGGACCAAUUAGGAAACUUCCGUGACCAGUAUGACUUAAAGCUUGCUCAUAUUAGUUCCACGUUUCGCACCGGCGUCGAAAGCAUACGGGGUGACCAUGCACGACCUCCCAAGACAGACUUCACGAUGCAUUUAGCGGCUGAUGAAGUUUCACUGUCAGCUCAUGGAGAGCAAAUGGAAGCGCUUGAUCGUAAAGGCUUGGUACACUGUACAUUGAAAAACAUAAUUUGCUGGUCAGCGUUCGAAGAAGAGACGCAGCGCUCUCAUGUUCAGAUUCAAGAUAUCGAAACCGCCACCUCAAGCAAAUCCGUCCAAGACUCGGCAUUCCUGAUUGACCGUACUACCAACCUAGUCAACUCGAUUGUGGCACCUUUUCAAAAAGCCUCCGCAGCUUACACAAGACGACUUCGCUGCUUGGUCUAUACUCUUACUAGCCACGGCUCCCAAACACCUGAUCCGUUGUUUCUGACACGGACGUCAUACGUGCUACGAGCCGCUCAGGAUCACUUAAGACUUCAUGAUUCCUGGAAAAUCAUUUCUCGAUUGCGGAAUAUCUACAACUGCUUACCGGCUGACCAAACCUCGAAAGUUGGCUUGCGAAUUGCAUAG